Dromaius novaehollandiae (emu) is the source of this 1688-nucleotide messenger RNA. RefSeq names its product protein disulfide isomerase family A member 2 (gene PDIA2). Gene Ontology annotation, molecular function: protein disulfide isomerase activity. Gene Ontology annotation, biological process: response to endoplasmic reticulum stress; protein folding. The record is from RefSeq and is a predicted model, not a curated record. Gene Ontology annotation, cellular component: endoplasmic reticulum. NCBI's taxonomy places the organism in Eukaryota, Metazoa, Chordata, Aves, Casuariiformes, Dromaiidae. The transcript is spliced from 11 exons. Bases 16 to 1644 code for a protein of 542 amino acids.
GGCCCAGGCAGCGCCAUGCGGGGCUCCGGCGCCCGGCGGCUUUGGCUCUUGGUGCUGGCGCUGGCCUGGCUGGGCCCGGCGCGGGGGGCCGGCGUGGGGCCGGGGGACGAGGCGGAGGACGGGGAGGUGGCGGAGGAGGAGGAGGUGGAGGAAGUGCUCUCGGAUGAGCUGGGGGAAGAGGACGGCGUCCUGGUGCUCCACGAGCACAACUUUGCCCGGGCGCUGCGCGAGCACCGGCUGCUGCUGGUGGAGUUUUACGCGCGGUGGUGCAGGCACUGCCAGGCCCUGGCCCCCCAGUUCGCCCAGGCCGCCGCCACGUUGAGGAACGAGUCCGGGGAGCUGCGGCUGGCCAAGGUGGACGCCCCGGCGCAGGCGGCCCUCAGCCGCGAGUUCGGCAUCACCGCCUACCCCACGCUCAAGCUCUUCCGCGACGGCAACCGCACGCACCCCGCCAACUACACCGGCCGGCUGGACGCCCAGGGCAUCGUGCGCUGGAUGCAGCGGCGCGCCGGCCCCAGCGCCGAGCUGCUGCAGGACACCGCUGCUGCCGCCGCCUUCGUCACCGCCCAGGACGUGGCCGUGGUGGGCUUCUUCAAGGACCUGCGGGGCGAAGCCGCCCAGGCGUUCUACGAGCUGGCCGGUGACCUGGUGGACGUGGCGUUCGGUGCCGCUGAGGCGCCUGAGCUCUUCGAGGCCUACGGGCUCGCCGCCGACACCGUCUGCGUGUUCAAGAAGUUCGAUGAGGAGCGGGCCGAUUUCCCCCUGGACCCAGCGCGGGGCCUCGACGCGGCCGAGCUGUCCCGCUUCAUCCGCGUGCACAGCCUGGAGCUGCUCAUGGAGUUCACCAGCGAGACCUCCGACAGGAUCUUCGACGCCAAAAUCCCCCACCACAUGCUGCUCUUCCUCAACAAGACGGAGGCGGCGCAGCUGGAGCUGCAGGGCCCUUUCCGGGAGGCCGCCGCCGCUUUCCGGGGCAAGGUCCUCUUCGUGCUCGUCGACGUGAGCGGGUACGGCGCCGGCGUGCUGCCCUUCUUUGGCCUGACGCCGGCCGAUGCCCCCACCCUGCGCUUCGUCAAGAUGGAGACCAACAGGAAGUACCAGAUGGAGGAGGACGCCUUCUCGGCCUCGGCCGUGAGCGCCUUCGUCCAGGCUGUGCUGGACGGCAAGGUGAAGCCCAAUCUGCUGAGCGCGGAGCCCCCCGAGGACUGGGACACGAAGCCGGUUAAAGUCCUCGUGGGGAAGACCUUCGAGCAGGUGGCGUUUGACGAGACCAAGAACGUCUUUGUCAAGUUCUAUGCGCCGUGGUGCAGCCACUGCAAGGAGAUGGCUGCUGCCUGGGAGGAGCUGGGCGAGCGCUACAAGGACCACGAGGACAUUGUCAUCGCCGAGAUGGACGCCACGGCCAACGAGAUGGAGAACAUCGCCAUCCGCGGCUACCCCAGGCUGUACUACUUCCCCGCUGGGCCGGGCAGGAAGAUGAUCGAGUACAAGAGCAACCGUGAUGUGGAGACCUUCUCCAAGUUCCUGGAGAACAGGGGGACGCUGCCCGAGGAGCCGCCUGUGGUGCCUGAGACCCCCAAGAACGCCACGGACACAGAGGAGCCGAGUCCUCCGGGCACGGCCGAGACCAGAGACGAGCUGUGAGCCCUACCCUGCUCAGUGCAUGCUAUAAAUGACCUGGAAACGAU